AUGUCAAACACCGAUCUCUCCCGCAGCUACUUCAACCGGGAGCCGGGGCGGCCGGUGUUUGUGUCGCUGCUGGUGUACCUGGAUGACUCAUGGCCGAAGGACCACGAUGCAGAGACGCUCGUGCUGGAUGCGGCCACCGACUGCGGGCUGCUCAUCCGGCCCAAGCCGGGCCGCGCGGUGCUGAUGCACCAGGACGCGGUGCACAGGCUGUCAGCCCCGUCGGCCGGCGCGGGGCGGCCGCGCUACAGCCUCGUGUGGAAGUUAGUCAUGCUCCCGAAGCCGCCCGGUGACGUCACCGCAGGCGGCGAGGCGGCCGCCGCUCCCGCGGCGCUCGAGGGCUCGGCGGGGACAGCGGGGAGGGGCGGCGGCGCGUGGGGGUUAGGGGGCGCGCUUUGCCUUUCGCGGCCGGAGUGGGGGGAGGCGACGUACUUUGGGAGCGCGGCCCGCCUGCAGGCGCUGGUCCGGGGCGCGGGGAAGCGCGGCGACAGGGGCGGAGGGGGCGCCGGGGCCAGAGGGGGUGUCGGCGCAGGGGCCAGAGGGGGCGUGGGCGCAGGGCCCAGGCGUAUUGCCGGGCUGUGCGGCGCCGCCGCUCGCCAGCCCGCCCCCGCCGCGCGCCGCCGGGUGUCCGUGCGCAUCGCCGAGGUGUCCGAGGCUGUUGCGGCCGCCAACGGCGUGGCCACCAACGGCGUCCCGAAAAUCGUGAUCCCGCCGCCGGCUCCGGCGCCGGCGCCGGCGCCUGUCAUAUCUCCAGAGGCGUUCCGCGACAUCGUGCCCCCUGCGAAGGCGUAUGAGACCGUUGUGGGACUGGGGGCGGCCAGAACCACCAUGCCAUGGCAGAAGGUGCUGUUCAUGGGCGUCCUGGCUGGGAUAUACAUCGGCCUCGGCGGCCUGCUGCUGCUGACCGUGGGCGGCAACUGCCCUGGCCUGGCGGCCUCGAACCCCGGCCUACAGAAGAUGGUGGUGGGGUCGUUCGGGCUGCCUGUUGGGCUGAUCCUCGUGAUGGUGUGCGGCGCAGAGCUCUUCACGGGCAACGUGGCGCUCAUGACAGCGGCCGCCAUCGAGCGCAAGGCGACGCUCCAGCAGGUGGCGAGCAACUGGGCGCUGUCUUUCACGGGUAACAUGCUCGGCGCGGCGCUGCUGGUGUGGAUUGUGGCGGCCACCGGGCUGAUGACCCCGGCUUCAUCCGCCGGCCCCAUUUUGGAAGGGAGAGCGGCAUAG
Messenger RNA from Monoraphidium neglectum, 1218 nucleotides. RefSeq lists its product as hypothetical. Gene Ontology annotation, molecular function: high-affinity secondary active nitrite transmembrane transporter activity. The transcript has 9 exons. The record is from RefSeq and is a predicted model, not a curated record. NCBI's taxonomy places the organism in Eukaryota, Viridiplantae, Chlorophyta, Chlorophyceae, Sphaeropleales, Selenastraceae. Gene Ontology annotation, biological process: nitrite transport; transmembrane transport. Gene Ontology annotation, cellular component: membrane. Bases 1 to 1218 code for a protein of 405 amino acids.